CCAGGAGCUCCGCUUCCGCACGUUCUGGAAGGUGAUGCUGGUGUACUACAUCGCCUUCUUGGUUUACAGUGGCUACCUACUAGGCAUCAAGUACGGCUCGGCGGACGUCCAGCAGAUCCUGGCCUUUGUCAUGGGGUUUGUAGAGGUGGCGUUUCGGAAGUUCAGUCAACACAUGGGGCAACCCCUCACGCGCGAUAUGAACUUCAUGCUGGCGGGUCUGGGUAUCUACACGAUGCACGCGACCUUCACCGUGUUCUCCACCCCCAACAUAGAUAAUGUGGACGGCACUACGACGGACAUUGCCUGGCAGACGUAUCUGGUGCUGAUGCUGAAGCCUCUGUCGGAUUCGUUUACUGCAUUCUUCCACCAGUCGGAGUUGUGGUUCCGGUUCCGCAAUUGGGUGAAGAAGGUUGCCUUGCCUGUGCUGGCCUGUAAGAGGAUCGACUACAUGGCCCUAGGCAUUGAGUAUGACGUCGACUUCGAAGGAAGGGGGACAACCAACGCGCACCCCGACUACAGACGGGCCAAGUGCUACUUCGACAUCCUGACCUUCUGGGGUGGCAUGUGUGGUAACGCGUCCUUUGUCCUGGUGUCUUGGGUGCUGUAUGUAGGGCCCAACGAGUACAGGUUCCCGUAUUCGGACGAUCCGAGCCUGUCAUUGUACGGGCAUAAUAAUAAGCCCUACACAAGAGAGGACUUCAAUGAUGCUUGCAUAUAUGCAAGUGUAGUUACUUUCGUGUUGGCGCUGGCGGCCGCUAUAUACGAGCGAUAUCUCUGGCGGUACUAUCCCACGGU
Molecule: messenger RNA, 795 nt
Organism: Sphaeroforma arctica JP610
Lineage: Eukaryota; Ichthyosporea; Ichthyophonida
Exons: 4
Source: RefSeq, a predicted model, not a curated record